This is a messenger RNA of Saprolegnia diclina VS20, 1141 nucleotides long. RefSeq lists its product as hypothetical. Bases 7 to 1044 code for a protein of 345 amino acids. Lineage: Eukaryota; Oomycota; Saprolegniomycetes; Saprolegniales; Saprolegniaceae. The transcript has 5 exons. The record is from RefSeq and is a predicted model, not a curated record.
AUCAGCAUGGCGGACGGUCGCAGCAGUGGCAGCGCCGGCGAUACCAAGCCCAAGCGCAAAGUCAAGGUCGUUGCGUCACGGUAUGCGCAGAGCUUGAACAUUCCAGCGCGACGUCAAGCUGCGGCGCCGCCGCCGGCCCCAGCGUCGACAUCGGCAGCACCUGCUCCAGCUCCAGCACCGUAUGCACGAGCUACAUCAGCAAAACGCACGGCUCUGGCCCCGACACAAGCGCCCGCGCCUGCCGCACCGUUGUCUGGCAGCGUGGCCGAGCGGCUGCAGGCCUUUCGCCAAAAGAAGGCUGCGCACGAGCCAACACGGACACCGACAAAGGUCGUCAAGAAAGCGCGCACGGAAGCAACGACGAGCUCUACGCGUCUCGACGUUGCGGCGCCGCCCAAACAGUCCCAGGCGCCAACGACGUCCGCCAAGGACACGGAGCAGGAGACGAUUGAGCUCCAUGAAUCGCUCUACUACCAGCUCUGCUACGUCGAGCGCUUGGCGGACCAAGCUUUUCAAAAGCAAGAGGCCGACGCCAUGGCCCAGCUCGCGGCUGUCUUUGCCGUCGUCCACGAGAAGACCAAGGCCCUCCACAGCAUGGAGCGGCGCUGGGCCCAUGAGCGCAAAAUGUUUCAUUUGCACUCGCACCUCCAAGACCAUGGCGCGUCACUGGGGCACUUGCCCGAGCUCUUUAAAGCCUACGGGGACCAAAUUCGCGAUCUCUCGAGGGCCAUUGGCGCGACGCUGCAUCGCCUGCCCAUGUCCGAUGCCCAUUGCUCGCCCUCGGCGCUGGACGCAGCCCUUCAGGAGCUCACACGCACACUCGAGUACACGUUGUCGUCGACACUGCCGACGUGGGCCACGCCGAUCGCGACACUAGCAACGCACGGCGCCAGUCUGCACACCAACGUGGCGCAGCUCGAUGCGCUCUUCGUCGAGCUGCAAGCACUACUAAGGCAACUCGGUGCGGUGUCAGACAAGGCGCGGAGUCAGGUCAUUGGGCGCCUCGAGCGCCAGACCGCACUGGAUGGCCUCGUCGUACCAUAGAAGAGAGAGUGGUCAUGGCCGUCAUGGACGACACGCUACAACGUGUUGUCGAGUUAAUAUCUACAACUACCUACACGACCGAGCUGUUGCGCUGGAG